Molecule: messenger RNA, 924 nt
Organism: Lathyrus oleraceus (garden pea)
Lineage: Eukaryota; Viridiplantae; Streptophyta; Magnoliopsida; Fabales; Fabaceae
Exons: 1
Coding region: 1-924 (307 amino acids)
Biological process (GO): proteolysis
Molecular function (GO): aspartic-type endopeptidase activity
Source: RefSeq, a predicted model, not a curated record
AUGCCUACUUAUGCCAAGUUCAUGAAGGACAUCAUUUCGAAGAGGCGUACUGCCGACACCAACCCGAUUAUUCUAACUGAAACUUGUAGUGCUAUUUUGCAGGGUAUGAAGAUUCCGAUAAAGAAGAAAGAUCGAGGAACUGUUAGCAUCCCUUGUACUAUUGGAGAUAGGUCAUUCAACAAAGCUCUUAUUGAUCUGGGAGCUAGUGUGAGCCUCAUGCCGUUAUCCAUUUACAAGAAGCUUUGUAUAGGGGUUGUGCAAGACGCCAGGAUGACACUCAAAUUCGCCGAUCAUUCGGUCAAGAAACUGUAUGGUAUUGUUGAAGAUGUUCUUGUGAAAAUUGACAAGUUUGUAUUUCCGGUGGAUUUUGUAAUUCUUGAAAUUCCUGAAGAUGAAGAGAUCCCUCUCAUUCUUGGGAGACCCUUUUUAGAAACGGGAAGGUGCUUGAUAAACAUAGAAGAAGGAACCAUGACGUUGAAGGUUUAUGAUGAGGAAUUGAAAAUCGAUGUUCGAAACACCAUGAGGUACAAGGAUGAUAUUUGUACCAGUCAUACUAUAGAGGUUUUGGAUCAGUUAAUGACAUAUGAUAGUCCUUUGAAUGCACCACAGUCACCUUUGGAAAGAGUGUUGAGUUUGUCCAUUCUCGACAGUGAUAAAGAAGUGGAAAACGGGGAAUUUGAAGUGUUGGCCUUGUUAGACGCACAACCUCCGUGGAAAGGACCUCGACCACGCCGGUGGGAGGAUUUACGCCCACCUCAAUCUAGUGAGAAGGAUGAAGAGCCAAAAAAGGGAACAAAGUUGAAACAACUUUCUGAGAAUCUUAAAUAUGUCUUUCUCGUUUCUAAAGGAAAAUGUCCUGCUAUCAUAAACUCGAGCCUACAUAAUAUCCAAGAAGAAAAGCCCAUCCAAGUCUUGAAAAAGUAA